AUGGCGCAACCACUUCAUCCCGCUGUGGUACCCCGCUUGGACCCUGCGUACGUUGAGUUCCAUAAUGAGCACGUCAUCAACAUUGUCCCGCCCCAUACAUUGCCAUGGCAUCCGUCGAUUCGUUCUGGUCCGGCUGUACCAGGGGCAUCGGAACCCCUGCAGGUGGGAUCGACCAAGGAUUACGAUCUGAGCCACUGCAAGGUACGGGUGUUCACUCCGCCUGGUGAUGCGCCUUCAGAUGGAUGGCCAGUUUUAUUGUAUUUCCAUGGAGGCACGUCCUUGAGUGGGUGGACUCUCGGAAACAUUGCUAGUGAAACACCGUUUGCGACGAAUGCCUGCAUCCGCGCAAAUUGUGUAGUGGUCUCGGUUGAUUACCGGCUUGCGCCAGAGAAUCCCUUCCCUGCUGCAGUAGAAGACGCAUUUGAAGCCCUCCAGUGGAUCGUCGGUGCGGGUGCCUCCAUCUUGAAUAUCUCCACGAGUCGCGUUGCUAUCGGCGGAUCGUCGAGUGGUGGCAACCUCGCUGCCAUCGCUGCACUAAAGGCUACACAACUGCCAACGCCCAUUCCAAUCCUCUUGCAAUUGUUGAUCGUUCCGGUGACGGAUAACACAGCUUCUACCACGGGCAGCCCUCACCAGUCGUGGCUCGAAAACGAGAAUACCCCAUGGCUAUCCCCCGGACGCAUGAUGUGGUUCAGGCGAAACUACCUUCCUAAUGAAGCAGAUUGGACCAACUGGGAAAGCUCUCCAUUGUUUGCUCCGGAUGAUUUGAUAAGUAAAACACCAAAGGCAUGGAUUGGGGUUGCGGAACUUGACGUCCUGAGGGACGAAGGCAUCGCUUACGGCGAGAAGCUGAAGAAGAAUGGUGUGAGCGUCGAAGUAAAAUGUUAUCCGGCAGCACCGCAUCCCAUCAUGGCUAUGGACGGUACGCAUUCUUGUCGUUUGUGUCUGGUGAUGCAUCCCGACUAA
Molecule: messenger RNA, 966 nt
Organism: Pleurotus ostreatus (oyster mushroom)
Lineage: Eukaryota; Fungi; Basidiomycota; Agaricomycetes; Agaricales; Pleurotaceae
Exons: 4
Coding region: 1-966 (321 amino acids)
Molecular function (GO): hydrolase activity
Source: RefSeq, a predicted model, not a curated record